This is a messenger RNA of Penicillium pulvis, 3039 nucleotides long. Its product is annotated as putative RNA helicase/RNAse III. Lineage: Eukaryota; Fungi; Ascomycota; Eurotiomycetes; Eurotiales; Aspergillaceae. Gene Ontology annotation, molecular function: ribonuclease III activity; RNA binding. The transcript has a single exon. Gene Ontology annotation, cellular component: nucleus; cytoplasm; RISC complex. Gene Ontology annotation, biological process: siRNA processing. The record is from RefSeq and is a predicted model, not a curated record. Bases 1 to 3039 code for a protein of 1012 amino acids.
AUGAACGCCAUGGAUGAGACCUUCCAUCUGGAGCGCAUCUUCUACUUCCCGAGUGCAAAUAAGAAUAUAGGUGCUGGCAGCCCCAUGCUACAGCAGCUUAAACUCUGCGUUUCGUCUCAUGAACAACAUAAGACAGAAUGCGAGGCAGACAUGGUCGCAUCUUCGGGCUCAGGCAAUAGGUUUUGCGCCAAGCUGCUUAGCGAUUUUCUUGAACAAAGCUGCAAUAUUUACGAAGAGCUUGGCGGCUGUGCAGCGGACUUCUUCAUUGACGCAUGCGUAUCUCAACUGCGGAACUUGGCCGGCGAGGUGGAAAUGGGUGGUCUGAAUCGCGAAGAUAUGGGCUAUAUCCUUCAAGUCCUUGCGCCGAUCCAGAUGUCUGAUGGGACUGCCGACGCUUCUAACUCCGUCGUCCAUUUCUCCUCAAAGUUUGAGAGACUGCUCCAGUAUCUCUUGAAGAUGGACCAAUCGGAGUUCUCUGGCUUGAUCUUUGUCAGAAAACAAACCACUGUCAGCGUCUUGACAUCCCUUUUGUCAAUACAUCCUUCGACCAAACAUCGGUUUCGGUGUGCGGCAUACCGAGGGGGGUCGAAAAAUGGCGUUCGCUAUCGCGAGUCUAUUGGCGAUUUCAUCAGUCUGGACAUACAUAAAGACACUGUGACAGAAUUCAGAGCUGGCCUCAAGAAUCUUAUCGUCGCCACUCACGAAUUAGAAAGCCUGGAUGUGAGUUGCAGUCUGGUAGUAUAUUUCGACAAGCCGUCCACUCUCAAGUCUUCCGUCCAACGGCAAGGACAAGUUCGGCAUCAGAAGCCCACAUAUGCUAUCAUGACUUCUACAUUCAACGACGCUUUGCCAUUGGAAAAUGCUGGUCUCGGAUUCGAUCAAGAUAAAGAGAUUCCCGCACUGGUAGACUGCGCGGAACAAUGGGACCCCUAUGUGGAAUUGUCACAGGCAUGGCUAUCGUUAUCACCUGAUUUCUAUCAGACAGACAUAGAAUUCUUCAGAAGUGAAUGUUUGGAUGAAGAUUUAAAGAUUUCGAUUGUCCUACCCAAGCUUAUGACAAUGCCGGAUACCAUUCCCAUCUACUGGGACUCCGAAACAACCUUGACCGCGAAAUUCAAGCCCUCAACGCCACUUCAUUCACUUAGUUCCGAAAACCUUCACCUGAUCAGGGAUAUCACAGGUAUAUAUUUCCAGGCACCAUCUUCCCGUUUACAAAAUCCUGAUCGAGACUAUGUGGUGCUUUUCAUGCCCACCGUUCCCCUUGACCAGCUACAAGAGUGGAAAAACGUCAACGGGGGCACGCAAAUGCUGAUGGAGCAUUAUGAGCGCGAUACAUUACCAAUAGGCAUCGUUCGGGACACAGCCAAGUAUAGUGAACCACGCUUAUUUCGCAGAUGGAUUCAUUCUGGGGAGGGAACCAAGAUCCGGGUUGAAACAGAAUGUGAGACUAUUCCGAAAAGGCGGAAUUUCCUGCAGCCGCGAACGGCGGCUGAAGCGCGCGGAGAGGGCCCUGCUAAGAUCUUUGUGAUCCCAGCAGUGGGUUGCACCGUAGACAAGCUGCCGGCCAAGAAAGCUAUGAUUGGGCUGCUCAUGUCUGCCAUUCUAGAUCGCAUGGAGGCUAUUAUGGUUGCCAAGAGGCUAAAUGAUACGAUUUUGAAGGAUGUUGGUAUUCAAAAUCUCGGUCAUGUUCUCACUGCAAUUACCACGCCGAUAGCGCAAGCGAGUACCGACUACCAACUUUAUGAGUUCUUCGGCGACUCCGUGCUGAAAUUCACUGUGGCCUGUCAGCUCUUUUUCCGGCAACCGACGUGGCAUGAAGGGUGCCUAUCCGAAAACCGAGAUAAACUUGUUCAAAAUAAGCACCUCGCAUAUGCCGCGCUUAAUACUGGUCUGGAUAGCUUCAUCCUAGCAAAGCGGUUCACACCCAAAAAGUGGACUGCUCCCCUGAUCUCCGAAAGGUUAAAUGAGCCUGCGGAAUUUGGAAAGUCAACAGCUCCGCGACGAACCCUAUCCAGUAAGGUCCUAGCAGACGUGGUCGAGGCUCUUGUCGGCGCCGCGUUUCUAGACGGUGGAAUUCAUAAAGCUCAGGCGUGUCUUCACCGCUUCCUGCCUGAGAUUGAUAUCUUCACGAGUGAUAUCUCAUCAUAUGUCACUCCCACCCCUGAUAGCUCUCGAGGUGAGAGAAGUCUGAUUGAUGCGGACAGCCUUGCAUCUGUUAUUGGAUACAGAUUCAAAGACGCUUCCCUUCUCACUCAAGCUCUCACUCAUCCCUCAUGUGAGCAUGACACGAGCACUCAGUCAUACCAGAGAAUCGAAUAUCUAGGAGACGCUGUGCUCGAUAUGCUCAUUCUCCCAUUGCUAGCCGCUUACACUGACCAAGGUGAGAUGUCUCAGGGAAAGAUGACCUUGACUAAGCACUCAGUUGUCAAUGCAAAUCUUCUUGCAUUUUUCUGCAUGGGACUUAGCGGCACGCAGAACUCUAUGGGUGUUACACAUCCUAGCAUGAUCUGCGAUUCUAAUGAGCUCUACUUGUGGCGCUACCUUCGCUUCAACGGUCCAACUAUCAAUUUUGCCCGACAAGCUUGUCUGGCAAGAUUUGACGACCUGCGUGAUGAGAUCUCGGCGAAGAUGCAGCAUGGGGACUACCCAUGGGAGCCUCUGACCCGAUUACGCCCUGACAAAUUCAUGUCCGACAUCAUGGAGAGUAUCCUUGGUGCCAUCUUCAUCGACUCUGGUGGCGAUCUUGACCAAUGCAGGCAAUUCAUGGAGCGGGCUGGCCUGCUUCCAUACGUCCGCCGUAUACUCGCGGAAGGUGUGGACGUCAUUCAUCCGCGAAAUAUGGCUCAAAGCUUGGUCAAGUUCGAGGGGAAUCUUGUCUUCAAAUCAAGGAGAGUCGAGAAGAGAGGGGUACCAGCGACAUACUAUUGCCAGGCGCUUCUCAAUAAGGAAGAAAUCGCCUCGGUCGAAGGGUGCGCAUCGUCAGAGGAAGCAGAGGUGCGGGUGGCUUACCUGGUGAUUGAGAAGCAAAGCAGGGUGUGA